Messenger RNA from Columba livia (rock pigeon), 1817 nucleotides. RefSeq names its product glucosamine-phosphate N-acetyltransferase 1 (gene GNPNAT1). Gene Ontology annotation, cellular component: endoplasmic reticulum; endoplasmic reticulum-Golgi intermediate compartment; Golgi apparatus. Lineage: Eukaryota; Metazoa; Chordata; Aves; Columbiformes; Columbidae. Gene Ontology annotation, molecular function: monosaccharide binding; glucosamine 6-phosphate N-acetyltransferase activity. The record is from RefSeq and is a predicted model, not a curated record. Bases 171 to 743 code for a protein of 190 amino acids. The transcript is spliced from 6 exons. Gene Ontology annotation, biological process: UDP-N-acetylglucosamine biosynthetic process.
GCGCGGAGUUCCGUGCGCGUGGAGGCGAGGCGGGGUUGGCGAUUGGCUGCGUGCUCAGCGUGCUUGCGUGCGUGCCGGGCCCCGCCCCCCUCCCGCCACGUCCCUGCGGCGGAGCCGGUGCGGGCGGGGGUUGGUGCCGCGGCUUCGUGUGCGGAACACCUGGUGCAGCCAUGAUGCCUGUUGCAACCAUGAUGCCUGACGACACGCCGAUGUUUGACCCAAAUAUUCUGCACGAACUUGACUGGAGUGAGAAUACGACGACGUUUUCUCCUGCUAUUUCUCCGUUAGAUCCAGGAGAUGGCCUAGUUUUGAGACCACUUUGCACGGCUGAUUUAAAUCGAGGCUUUUUUAAGGUUCUGGGUCAGCUGACUGAAACUGGAGUUGCAAGCCCAGAGCAGUUUAUCAAAACCUUUGAGCACAUGAAGAGAUCUGGAGAUUACUACGUCACUGUCGUAGAAGACACAAAUCUCGGACAGAUUGUUGCUACGGCAACGCUGGUGAUAGAACAUAAGUUCACUCACUCCUGUGCAAAGCGAGGGAGGAUAGAGGAUGUCGUUGUCAGCGGGGAGUGUAGAGGAAAGCAGCUUGGGAAACUGUUAACGUCCACUUUGACAUUGCUAAGUAAGAGACUGAACUGUUACAAAAUUACGCUUGAGUGUCUGCCAAAAAAUGUGGAUUUCUAUAAGAAGUUUGGCUAUUCGGUAUCUGAAGAAAACUACAUGUUUCAACGGUUCUUUAAUUAAGAACUUAUAGUAAUUUUUUUUUAAAGACUUUUGGUGGAGGAGCUUGUGCUACAAACAUUCUCUUCGUGAAAAAUUGAUAUAGUUUAUUGCUGCAAAUAUAACGAUUCCUAUAAAUAAUGAACAUGAAAUGUGUAAAUCCUGCGAAAAAAACAUUACUGACACUUUAGAAGGGUCCUUUGGGUUAGAAAAUAAGCGCUUAGAACUAAUUUUUACUACUGUUCAGUCCAAGUGAAGCUUUUUUGUUCUAGCUGAGUUACAAAGGACUCUUGUGAAAAGGAUGGUUUUUAACCAAAGGUAUAUAUUUUUAUCUCAAAUUUUUUCUUGCCUUGUAUUUUUCUAAAGGUUUGUGCUUCUUUUCUCGGUAGCCAAAGUGCAGCUGGUGGGAUUGUUCUGUACUUGACAGAAGGACGACGUAGCUUGGGUAGGGAUGCUUCUCGUGCGGAGUUAGCGAUACAGAACGGGCGCUUGUUCUCUUUCCACAGAAGUGCUUUCGGUAUUAGCGUACCUCACAUUUUAUAGGCACUAUUUUCCAAAACUGAAUUUACUAUGCUAAAGCUGAUGUUCCGAGUCUAAAAAUGGAUGCGUACUUCUCACUGCAGGGGUUCUGCACUUUAGCUGAUAACUUUGUUUUCAGGAUAAUUACUUGUUUUCUGACACACAAAAAAAAACACCCAAUAGUUUGCUGCUGUUUUGGAGCAUCCCUCUUGCUAUAAAAUUGGAUGAUUUUAGCACUUUUGCCAGCGACGGCAAGCAAAUAACGUACAAAACCCUGGUUUUCAACAGUGGUGUUUUGUGCGGAGAGAGUGACAAAUCCUACAUCUGUGACUUGGGCAUUAUGAAUGCAGGAAGGUUCGGCCAGAACAGCCAGUCCCGUCUGUGAACAGUUGGGCCUUACACAAUGUCCUUUCAUUGUGGUGUGGAGAGCUACUUAAAGCUGUGGUGGGGCUUCUAUUUAACGUUCCUGAUGGUACUCCACUCAAUAUAGUGUUUCCUUAGUGAUGUCUGGUUUAUUUAUUGAUUAUUUUUUUAAAAAAAUCUUUGUUUAGGCUGAAUAAAUGAAGACUGCCAAAUGUA